Molecule: messenger RNA, 1176 nt
Organism: Geodia barretti
Lineage: Eukaryota; Metazoa; Porifera; Demospongiae; Tetractinellida; Geodiidae
Source: the annotation of a GenBank genome assembly
AUGACCAGAGCUCCCGCGACGCGUAUCCAACGAGUACAGCCCCCGGCCACCCUGGCCGCCGGCGAAAAAGCCCGACAACUGGCCCGGCAGGGUCACGACGUAAUUGACCUGGGUCAGUCAAGUCCGCACCACGUAACCCCGCAGCAUAUUAUUGAUGCUGGGAUUCAGGCCCUGAACGCAGGACAUACUAACAUCAGUUCGUCCCGUGGGCUGCCCGAGCUGCGCCAGGCCAUGUCCGCAAAGCUGGCAGCCAACAAUGGCCGCACCGUUGAUCCCGACGGCGAUAUCCUGGUUACUCCUGGCAGCAAGAUGGGGCUGUAUGAGGCCAUAAACGCCUACAUCGAGGCGGGAGAUGAAGUGCUGGUGCUUGAGCCCACGUGGGUCAGCUUCAGCCAGCAGGUGGAGAUGGCUGAAGGUGUGCCCAUAGCCGUGCCACUCAGCGAAGAGGAGGAGUACCACAUCAGCUACGAGCAGUUGAAGGAGUACGUCACCUCGCGUACCAAGAUGAUUGUCAUUAACAACCCCAACAAUCCCACGGGCCGGGUUUACACUGAGGAAGAAUUGGCAGCUGUAGCGCGUUUGGCCCUGGAGCAGGACCUGCUGGUCAUUUGUGAUGAAACCUACGAGUAUUUCCUCUACGAUUCCAACCGACACGUUACCAUCGCGACUUUGGAGGGCAUGGCGGAACGAACCCUGACCAGUUACACCUUCACCAAGGCCUAUUCGAUGUCCGGCUGGCGGUUGGGCUGCAUCGUGGCUCAGUCAAACCUGCUCGGGCCACUGCUGAAGAUACAGGAACAAACGGCCAGUUUUGUUUCUCCCUUUGUGCAGAUGGCCGGGGUGGCCGCCCUCCAAGGCGCCCAGGAUCACCUGCCCAGAUGGCGGGAGGAGUGCGAUGAACUGCGCGUGCGCUGCGCUGACCGGUUGUCCCAGGUUCCCGGCGUACACUGUCCGCUGCCCGAAGGGGCCACUUUCCUGUUCCCUCGCUACUCGGCAGAUGUGUCAUCCACGGAGUUGGCCGAGCUGUUGGUAGAGCGGGAAGGAGUGGUGGUAACCCCUGGCAUCGGCUUUGGCGAAAACGGGGAAGGCCACUUCCGUAUUGCCCUGAUGCGGUCUCCCGCUGACCGAGUUGUGGAAGGGGUGGAACGGAUAGCGCGAGUUCUGGAAGUUCUCUAG